This is a messenger RNA of Soboliphyme baturini, 483 nucleotides long. Lineage: Eukaryota; Metazoa; Nematoda; Enoplea; Dioctophymatida; Soboliphymatidae. The record is from the annotation of a GenBank genome assembly.
AUGAGCUUUUCUUCUAGGGAAGACGGAGCUGCAUGUUGGACGGUUGGCAGCGUCUUCGUUGCUCAAAGAGCAGUCGAAACUAACUGGAAUGUAGGUAGAAUAACGAAGGUUCUGCUGAUGGUAUGCUGUCAAGAUGUUGAGGUAUUAGUCGCGCUCGGCGUGUUAGUCUUGUUGUUGUUUGCCGUCUAUCUGUUGUUGGCCGGCUACAAGAAUCGACCCUACCCCGACAAAGCAUAUGGCACCGACGAUGGUUUAAAGCGUAAAGUCCGGGUAUUGUACGUCGUCAAGGAUCUCAUCGACAUUGUGUAUUAUUUUGGGCCAUCGUUAAUGACCGUUCUGCGCUAUGGCUGCUGCGAAGUAAUGAUCUUAUCCAUUCAGCCAACCAAAGGCCAAGCCAUGGACAGUCAAAAGUCAGUGUUGGAUUUCUUUUGCAAGUUGACCGCUGUAAACCGGUCUUACGUAACGUUUGCCUGGAACGAGUAA